Molecule: messenger RNA, 2370 nt
Organism: Melanotaenia boesemani (Boeseman's rainbowfish)
Lineage: Eukaryota; Metazoa; Chordata; Actinopteri; Atheriniformes; Melanotaeniidae
Product: sodium- and chloride-dependent GABA transporter 2-like
Exons: 14
Coding region: 1-1791 (596 amino acids)
Biological process (GO): sodium ion transmembrane transport
Cellular component (GO): membrane
Source: RefSeq, a predicted model, not a curated record
AUGGCAGACUCUCUGUGCAAGCAGUGCCAUCCAUCAACAAAGACUACUUCAAAAACUGCUAAGGCACGUGGCAAGUGGGGUAGCAAGAAGGAGUUCAUCCUGUCUGUGGCUGGUGCUAUUAUAGGACUUGGCAAUGUGUGGAGAUUUCCAUAUCUUUGCUACAAGAACGGUGGGGGUGCGUUCCUUAUUCCCUACACCCUGUUCCUUGUCACCUGCGGAAUCCCCCUGUUUGUACUGGAAGCAGCACUGGGCCAGUACACCAGUCUGGGGGGAAUCGUGUGCUGGAGGAAGAUCUGCCCAUUGUUUGAAGGAAUGGGAUAUGCCAGCCAAAUGAUAAUUUUUUAUGGAAAUAUCAGCUACGUUGUGAUUUUAGCCUGGGCAUUCCUCUACUUCUUCUCUUCUUUCUCUGGAGUUUUGCCAUGGUCCACUUGUAAUAACACGUGGAAUACAGAUCAUUGCAUGGAAAUAAACAACUAUAAUGCCACUGCUAACUGGACCUCCCCUCUGAAUGCAUCAUCAUCAUCUGUUAUAGAGUUUUGGCAGCGAAGAGUGUUGAAUAUUUCCCCUGGCAUAGAGACUUUGGGAGGCAUACGGUGGGACCUUUCUUUGUGCCUUCUUUUGUCUUGGGUCAUCUGCUACUUUUGUGUCUGGAAGGGAGUGAGAUCCACAGGAAAGGCUACCUACUUUACAGCCACAUUCCCCUUCCUCUUGUUAGUAGUCCUGCUUUUCAGAGGAAUGACCCUUCCCGGAGCUUUCCAUGGUAUCAAGUACUACCUGUACCCCAAUCCUUCACGCCUUGCUGAUCCGCAGGUCUGGAUGGAUGCUGGAACACAAAUAUUUUAUUCCUAUGCUUUAUGCUUGGGAUACCUGACCACAUUUGGGAGUUACAACAAGUACAACAACAACUGUUACAGGGACUCCUUCUAUCUUUGCUUGUUGAACAGUGGAACCAGCUUCACGUCUGGAUUUGCCAUUUUCUCAGUUCUGGGCUACAUGUCACAAAAGCAGGGUGUUGACAUUUCCACUGUUGCUGAGUCAGGUCCUGGCCUUGUCUUCAUAGUCUACCCACAAGCUGUGACCUUGCUGCCUUGGCCUCAGGUGUGGUCUGUGUGUUUCUUCACCAUGAUCAUCUUGUUAGGAAUCGAUAGUCAGUUUGCUGGGCUUGAAAACAUCAUGACAUCGUUAGCAGAUGUCUAUCCUUCCCAUAUCCAAAAGGGGUGUCGCAGGGAGCUUUACUUAAUACUCAUCUGUGCUGUUUGCUAUGUGUUGGGUCUGUUUUUGGUGUCAGAGGCUGGUGCAUACAUCCUGCAGAUCUUUGAUCAUUAUGUGUGCAGUGGUCCAACUCUUCUUCUGAUGGCAAUCUUCCAGUCUGUGAUUAUUGGAUGGAUUUAUGGAGCUGAACGUUUCUAUGACAACAUUGAAGAUAUGGUUGGUUACAGACCUCUGUUUAUCUUCAAGUAUUGCUGGCUGUAUGUCACCCCUCUUAUAUGCAGUGGAACACUUAUCUUUUUGCUCUUGAGAUACACUCCAAUGAGGUUCAACAACACUUAUGUGUAUCCAUGGUGGGCAUACUGUGUUGGCUGGUUUCUGGCCAUGUCAUCAUUGUCUAUGAUCCCCAUCAACAUGAUCUGCAAACUGGCCAAAGAAAAGGGGACUCUAUGGCAGCGUAUCAAGACAAGUUCUCAGCCAGCAGAUGAUCUCCCAGUGAUGGCAAAGGAAAUGGCAAGCACCAGUGCUUCACUACGACAUCGUAAUGAUGGAGAAAAUCACCGUAUGCUAUCAAAAUGCUAGUCUUGUCCUCAAAUACAAUGCAUAGAGUAACAGAAUAAUGAUAUAUACUAUAAUCCCCUUCAUAAUCAGUGUACAUUCAUAUAGUGGUAUAUUUGCAGAAACAAUGCCUCAGUUCUCGAACUAUCUUCCUAUUUUGUUAUGUUUUAAGGUUUUUGACUGCAGCCUUUGUGCGGUGGGUAUGUGGGCACUAGUAUAUAGCAGCACAUAUGAUGUGAGAACUCCAUAAACAUGCAAUGAGCAGUUUACAUUGUGUCCUCUCUAAUACUGUAACUUUUUGUUUUCCGUGUCACACAGCUUGACACAAAGGGGCAAGCUACAUAAAUGUGCAGAUUCAGAAGAGAGAAGGGACAGCAGAAAUUUUCACAAAAUUCCUGUAGAGUUGUGAGGCAUUUCUUUGUAUUUUAGAACAUUACCAUUGUAAAAAAAAAUGGAUAAAUACGCUUUAAUUUCUAGAAUUUACAACUUUGUACUCACUAAGUGGUCUAUUAUAUUUCUACCUGAACAUGUUUACUUUAAAUGUUGUUUACAAACUGUAAACAGUUGUGGUUUAUUAUUGCCUUUGGGGAUUUUCUUUUAAUG